CUUCAUUCUACACGUUAUUUAACUCGACAUGGUGCAAAAUGUGUUGGAGUACUUGAAUAUGAUGCAGCUAUUAUUAAUCCCGAUGGCAUUGAUCCAAAAGAAUUAGAAGAUUAUAAAUUAGAAAAGGGUACAAUUAAAGGUUUUCCCGGUGCUAAACCAUAUGAUAAAGAUCCAAAAGAAGAAUUACUUUGCGAACAAUGUGAUAUUCUUGUACCAGCAGCAAGUGAACGACAAAUUACAUCAGAAAAUGCUCAUCGUAUAAAAGCUCGAAUUAUUGCUGAAGGUGCCAAUGGACCAACAACACCUGAAGCUGACGUCAUUUUAUUGAAAAAUAAUGUACUUGUUAUUCCAGAUUUAUACAUAAAUGCUGGUGGUGUAACUGUUUCAUAUUUUGAAUGGUUAAAAAAUUUAAGUCAUGUCAGCUAUGGUCGAUUAACAUUUAAAUAUCAACGUGAUACUAAUUACUCUUUACUUGAAUCAGUUCAAGGUUCAUUAGAAUCUAAAUUUGGUCGUAUGGGUGGAAAAAUUCCAAUUGUUCCAAGUGAAGAAUUUUUUAAACGUAUGGCUGGUGCUUCAGAAAAAGAUAUUGUACAUUCAGGUCUUGAACAAACAAUGGAAAAAUCUGCACGUGCUAUUAUGCAAACAGCAAUGCGUUAUAAUCUUGGACUUGAUAUUCGUACAGCAGCAUAUGUCAAUGCGAUUGAAAAAAUUUAUAAUGUUUAUGUUAGUGCUGGUAUUACAUUUGGACAAUAG
This is a messenger RNA of Adineta steineri, 753 nucleotides long. Lineage: Eukaryota; Metazoa; Rotifera; Eurotatoria; Adinetida; Adinetidae. The record is from the annotation of a GenBank genome assembly.